AUGGGCUUAAGUUUGUUAAAUAUUAUUUCGAAAUCAAAUUUUCGAAUACUUAGGCCAAAAUUACUAAGUAACUAUGUUGGAACGAAUAAGGAAUUGGUAUGCACAAGAUAUAUGAGUAACUAUUUACGUAAAAUACCAAUUACCACAUCUAAAAAGCAUAAUAUAGCAGUACAUAAAGAAAUAGCUGCUGUAAAUAAACUUAUCUUAAGAUAUACACAUUCUCAAAAGAAUGAGAAUGAUGGCAAAAACACUGAUGAUCCAAGAAAUGCUAUGAUGAUUAAAAUCAUGAUGGCAAUAUUUACAGUAUAUUUAACAGUAUAUGUUAUAAGUAUGUUAUUCCCUAAUGCAUCAAAUCCUGAAGAUAUGCGCUAUGUAUCUUGGAAUGAGUUUGUACAUUUAAUGUUAGCCAAAGGUGAAGUAGAAGAAAUAAUUGCCCGCCCCGAUUUAGAUAUUGUAACAGUAAGAUUACAUGAAGGUGCUAUUAUUAAAGGACGAAAAAUCGACCAAAGAACUUACCAUAUGAAUAUUGCAGAUUUAGAAAGAUUUGAACAAAAAUUAAGAGAAGCAGAAACAAAAUUGGGUAUAAAACCUGGUCAUGGAGUACCUGUUGUGUAUGAUCGUUCUCUUAAUGCACCAGAAUUAAUAUUAUUUUUAUUUUUCGCUGGCCUACUUGCUUUGGCAUAUUUUGGCCGUUCAAAGGGGGGUUCAAAGUCUCCGAUCAGCUUAGAUAUGUUUUCUCAAAUAAAACGAGCAAAGUAUACAUUAAUUGACCCAUUGAUUGGUCAAGGUAAAGGAGUUCGCUUUAAAGAUGUUGCCGGUCUAAAAGAAGCAAAACAAGAAGUUAUGGAAUUUGUUGAUUAUUUAAAGAGACCAGAUCAUUAUAAAAAUUUGGGUGCAAAAGUUCCCAAAGGUGCAUUACUUUUAGGUCCACCUGGUUGUGGUAAGACAAUGUUAGCUAAAGCUGUUGCAACAGAAUCAAAUGUACCUUUUUUAUCUAUGAAUGGUUCUGAGUUUAUUGAAAUGAUUGGAGGGCUUGGAGCUGCCAGAGUACGAGAUUUAUUUAAAGAGGGCAGAAAAAGAUCUCCAUGUAUAAUUUAUAUUGAUGAAAUUGACGCUAUUGGUCGUAAAAGAUCUUCAAGAGGUCCAGAAGGUGGUGGUGAUGAAGGAGAACAAACAUUAAAUCAAUUGUUGGUUGAAAUGGAUGGUAUUGGAUCCAAAGAAGGAGUUUUAAUGUUAGCUUCGACAAAUAGAGCAGAUAUAUUAGAUAAGGCUCUUUUAAGACCGGGACGUUUUGAUCGCCAUAUUCUAAUCGAUCUUCCUACAUUAGAAGAACGGAAAGAAAUUUUUGAACAACACUUAAAAAUCAAACUUGAUAAAGAGCCUAAACAUUAUUCACAAAAAAUGGCUCAUUUAACUCCUGGAUUUAGCGGAGCUGACAUAGCUAAUGUUUGCAAUGAAGCAGCAUUACAUGCUGCUAGAAAUAGUCAAAAAGUUGUAUUAGAAGCUGAUUUGGACUAUGCAGUUGAACGAGUGGUCGGAGGAACAGAAAAACGAUCUCACGCAAUUUCUCCUGACGAAAAGAAAAUUGUAGCCUACCAUGAAGCUGGACAUGCAUUAAUUGGUUGGUUGUUGCCUACUACGGAUGCUCUCCUGAAAGUCACAAUUGUGCCUAGAACUAAUGCAGCUCUGGGAUUUGCUCAGUAUACACCCACAGAACGAUAUCUACUUUCAAAGCAAGCUUUAUUUGAAAAAAUGUGUUUGGGACUUGGUGGCAGAGUAGCUGAAUCAAUAGUAUUUAACAGCAUUACAACUGGAGCUCAAAACGAUUUGGAUAAAGUUACUAAAAUUGCAAAUGCUCAAGUACGUCAAUAUGGUAUGAAUGAUAAAGUUGGAUUAGUGUCAUUUUCUGAAGAUAAAAAUAGCUUAAGGCCAUAUAGUAACAAACUUGCAGCACUCAUGGAAACUGAAGUAUCCAGAUUAGUUUCUGAUGCUUAUUUCAAAACAGAAAAACUACUUAAAGAAAACUAUAAUAAACUAGAAUUGAUUGCUGAAGAGUUGUUGAAGAAAGAAUCAUUAAAUUAUGAAGAGAUGGUAAAAUUAAUAGGUCCACCACCAAACGGGGAAAAACGUGCUGUAGAGAUGUAUGAGUUUAACUCACCUGUAGAUACAAAAAAUACUGACUCCUCAAAAAAUUAA
Macrosiphum euphorbiae (potato aphid) is the source of this 2196-nucleotide messenger RNA. Lineage: Eukaryota; Metazoa; Arthropoda; Insecta; Hemiptera; Aphididae. The record is from the annotation of a GenBank genome assembly.